Raphanus sativus (radish) is the source of this 1433-nucleotide messenger RNA. Its product is annotated as salicylate/benzoate carboxyl methyltransferase. NCBI's taxonomy places the organism in Eukaryota, Viridiplantae, Streptophyta, Magnoliopsida, Brassicales, Brassicaceae. Bases 67 to 1218 code for a protein of 383 amino acids. The transcript has 5 exons. Gene Ontology annotation, molecular function: S-adenosylmethionine-dependent methyltransferase activity. The record is from RefSeq and is a predicted model, not a curated record. Gene Ontology annotation, biological process: methylation.
CACACACACACACACCAUCUUCUAAUAAUUCUCCUUUAGUCUUAUUACAAGUGAGUACGAUAAACAAUGGGUUCAAGAUUGGUAGACACCAUUCCUUCCCUAAGCUAUGAUGAUGAUAAGAGUGAUGAUGCAUAUGCGUUUGUGAGAGCUCUACGUAUGAGUGGUGGAGAUGGAGCCAACAGUUACUCUGCCAAUUCCCUUCUUCAGAGAAGAGUUUUAUCGAUGGCCAAACCAGUAUUGGUUAAAAACACACAAGACAUGAUGAUGAACUUAGACUUUCCAAGCUACAUCAAGGUUGCUGAACUGGGUUGUUCGUCCGGACAGAACUCAUUUCUGGCAAUAUCUGAGAUCAUCAACACCGUCAAUAUGUUGUGCCAACAAUUGAACCAAAACCCACCAGAAAUCGAUUGUUGUCUGAAUGAUCUCCCGGAGAAUGAUUUCAACACGACUUUUAAAUUCGUACCUUUCUUCAACAAGGAGCUCAUGAUCACAAACAAAUCAUCAUGUUUCAUCUACGGAGCACCAGGCUCCUUCUACUCUAGGCUCUUCUCUCGCAACAGCCUCCAUUUUGUACAUUCCAGUUACGCUCUUCAUUUUCUCUCCAAGGUUCCUGAAAAGCAUGGAAACGAUAAGGGAAGUGUGUACAUAACUAGUUCAAGUCCUCAAAGUACAUACAAGGCUUACUUGAAUCAGUUCCAAAAAGACUUCACCAUGUUUUUAAGGUUACGUUCUGAAGAAAUUGUCUCAAAUGGACGCAUGGUUCUCACCUUCAUUGGUAGAAAUACUCUUAACAAUGAUCCAUUGUAUAGAGAUUGUUGUCACUUUUGGACAUUGCUAUCCAAAUCUCUCCGUGACCUGGUCUUCGAGGGCCACGUGAGCGAAUCAAAACUGGAUGCAUUCAACAUGCCGUUUUAUGAUCCAAACGAACAAGAACUCGAAGAAGUGAUACGAAACGAAGGCUCUUUCGAAAUCAAUGACUUAGAAAAACAUGUAUUCGACCUUAGCCUUAGUAACAACAACAACGAAGAAGAUGACUAUGAGGCAGGAUACAAUGCAGCGAAUUGUAUAAGAGCAGUUACUGAACCAAUGCUCGUUGCUCACUUUGGAGAGGAUAUUAUCGAUAUCUUGUUUGAUAGGUACGCACACCAUGUUGCUGAGCACGCUAGCUGCAGGAACAAGACGAGUGUCACUCUUGUCGUUUCAUUGGCUAAGAAAUAAUUAGCUUUUGUGGGUUAUGCUUUUAUUUACAAUCUACUAUAUAUUAUUAUUUUUUCUCCAUUAAUGUAUUCCAAGACUCGCCCGCUCGUGUUAUGAUGCCAUUCUAGUAUUGGAAAAUAAAUCAAGAUUGUAAGAUGUUGUGUUUGUUUUAUUUUAAGGUCACUUUAAUUUGUUGUAAUUAAUAAAUUGAUAAUAAAACUUAUCAAUAUGUUGUA